AUGGACAAGGCCGAAUUUGCUUCACAGCCGUUACAGAGCUUUCGGCUACGGAAGAAGGCAUAUCUGGCUCUGUUGCUCGCUGCGGUCGCCGCCGUCCUCCUCUUCAACACCCACAGCCAUCUCCCCGACAGCAUCCAACAACAUGCUGAUAUGCUCCCUUCGUCGCCUAUAUCCGUCAGCCUGAAUAACGAAAUCCCCAACUACGUGCACUACGUGCAACUGCAGAAGCACGAGCGGGCCAAAUUCCAUUUCGAGUUCAAGCACUUCCUCUCGGUGUACUCGUCCGUGGUCUACCUCAAACCCAAGACCAUCUUUUUGCACACGGACUUCUCGGAAGAGGCGAUCGAAAAGGUCCUCCAGAGUGACAACCCCAGGGACAAAUGGACCAGGCGUAUACUCAGCCUGAAGUCGGUCAAGGUACGCCACGUACGCGCUCCCACGGUGGCUACCGGCAACGGCAAGAAGAUCGUAGAGAUCCAACACAAGUCGGACUUCGUGCGCAUGGACGCCGUCUACGAAUUCGGCGGGCUGUACAUGGACUUUGACGUCCUCCCUCUCCGAGACAUCACCCCGCUUCGAAGGUCCGGCUUCAAGAACAUUGUGGGCCGUGAGCACGGCGGCGCCAUUAACAACGGCUGCUGGUUGUCCGCACCCAAGACGGCCAUGGUCGACAUCUUCCGAUCCGAGGCCAACGAGAUCUUCGAUGGCGGCUGGACCACUCACAGCUGCAAGCUCCUGACCAGAGUAGCAGAGCGACUUGUGCGCACCCCGUCCGAGGUCCUGAUCAUGGACAUGUUGGCCUUUGCCCCGUCAAGCUGGGUGGACAAGGACGUCGAGAGGCUCUGGGCCGUCCACAACGAGAGCGACAUUUUCCCAGAUGACGCCGUCGACUUCACCAUCCAGGACCCGUAUCUGCGCUGGAACCGACGGAGCAAGGUUGCAGAAUGGGAGAACGACUGGUCUGCAUCCUAUUUUCUGCACUCGUUCGAUCGCCACGGCAAGAUCCCAGACGAGUUCAGGCACGGAGUCCACGUCAAGGAAGUCAUGUACCCGAGAAGCAACUUUGGUCUUCUCACCUAUCCAGUUAUCAAGCAUGCAAUGGAACAUGGCCUCGUCUCCGAAGAGGAUGCCGAGGAGGGCGUCAAGGCUUAA
Molecule: messenger RNA, 1152 nt
Organism: Exophiala spinifera
Lineage: Eukaryota; Fungi; Ascomycota; Eurotiomycetes; Chaetothyriales; Herpotrichiellaceae
Exons: 1
Coding region: 1-1152 (383 amino acids)
Source: RefSeq, a predicted model, not a curated record